AUGUCUUCACACGAUGAGUAUUCUUCAGAUGAAGAAGAUAUAAUUGACGAAAAGCAGAUAUCACAAGUGUACUUAGGAUUCGUAGAUGCUCCCAUAUUAUCAGGGGAAGAAGAGAACGAUGAGCCUACAAUAGAAGAUACAUUCAUUGGAGGUAACCCAGUAUGGUUGCAUCCAAAUUCGCAACCAACGGACUCACAAAUCAAAUGUGAUAGUUGUGGUGGUAAAAUGGCAUUGUUAUCGCAGAUAUUUGCACCCUUUGAGGGUAAAUCAUACGAUAGAGUCCUCUACAUAUUUGGCUGUCCAAAAACCUCUCAAUGUUCCAACAAAAAGGGCUCAGUUAAAUGCUUAAGAGGAAUUUCUAAGGACCCUGUCAAAAUGGCCCAAAUUGAAGAAGAAACUGCAGAAGCUGCCAGAAAGGAAUUAGAUGAAAAGUUGCGUUUGGAUAAUACCAAAAAGUUACAAAUCGAACUCACGAAGGAUUUAUUCAGCAACUCGGGUAAAGAUACCGAAGAAAAGUCCGAUAAUCCGUUCGUGUCGUCUGCCAAUCCAUUUGGAGCUGCUUCCAAUCCAUUUGAUGCUACAAGCAAUCCAUUCAACCAAUCUAAGAAUAAUGACACUGACAACACCAAGUCGCAUCCAAACAGUCUCAACAAGGAGUCAUUUGCUGAAGCCGCAGCCAAAAAUUUACCGAAAUCACUGCCCAAAAAGGCGCUGUCAGCUGUAGGCCAGUUACCCUCAUAUCCGGGAUAUUUUGUGUAUGUAGAGCAAGAAAAAUUCAAAAAAAUCACCAUCGAACCUGAAUUGGAAAAAUACAAGCAUUUGGUUGAUCUCGAUGAUGAAACUGAGUCCGCAUCUCGCGCCGACAAAAAGCAAUCGUCCUCGUCAUCACACAUGAACCCCCAAACAGCAAAAAUUUCCAACAUGCUCGACGACAAAUACUUCGAAGCAUUCACAAACACCGUGAAACACAACAACUCCCAAGUUCUCCGUUACGAUCUUGGUGGAAAGCCAUUGCUCUACUCGGGGCAGGACGAUAUUGCAGCAAAAUUUAACGGUCGCGACACUAACUUUAACAUUCCUAACCCAGGCUACAACCCAUCCUCUACCCGCCAAUUUGAAUGUCAACUCAUGCCCAAAGCUAUCUUGGAUUUGGAGAACGAAAACAACAAGACUGCAUCACUCACUGAUAUAUUAAAUGGUAUGUCUUGGGGAACUAUCAUUGUGUGUACCGAUGUUGAAGACUACAUGCCUGCAGAUGCGUUUGAUGAAAAUAAUGUUGCAUACAUAGAAGAAUGGUGCGGUGUUCAAUGGGAAGAAAGUGUAUAG
Debaryomyces fabryi is the source of this 1326-nucleotide messenger RNA. RefSeq lists its product as uncharacterized. The transcript has a single exon. The coding region runs from base 1 to 1326 and encodes 441 amino acids. Gene Ontology annotation, biological process: maturation of SSU-rRNA. The record is from RefSeq and is a predicted model, not a curated record. Gene Ontology annotation, cellular component: cytoplasm. NCBI's taxonomy places the organism in Eukaryota, Fungi, Ascomycota, Pichiomycetes, Serinales, Debaryomycetaceae.